AUGCCAGGGCAGCUGAGGACCCCAAACCUGUCCCUUGCUCAGGGACUGUCUGUCAGGAGGUCCACCCAGCCUCAUGGUAUCUCUCAAAUCUGCCUUGUCUUUUCCAGCUGCUUCUCCUCCGAUGGCUCUUUGAUUUCCCAGGAGCUGAGGGCCCCCCGUUCCACUCCCCGUGCUUCAGGACGAGGGCUUUGUGGUUGCCACAGCAUGGUACAAGCCUGCUUGGUGUGCUCCAGAGUUCAUAACGGCAGCCUGACAGCCCAGGCAGCCAGGGCAGACAUGGACAAGACGGACAAGCCCAGUCCCUCUGCCAAGAAGCACGUGCGACUUCAAGAGAGGAGGGGCUCCAAUGUGUCGCUGAUGCUGGACAUGAGCUCUCUGGGGAGCGUGGAGCCUAUUCAGCCUGUCUGUACACCUCGAGACAUCACUCUGAAGUUCCUGAGGACAUCCAGCCAUGUGCUGAGGAGAGAGGAGCUCCAGCAACGCGCCCAGAGCCUGACACAGCUCCAGGAGGAGUUUUCGAAAAUUCCACCGAACUUUGUCAGUCCGGAGGAACUGGAGAUCCCUGGACGUGCCUCCAAGGAUAGAUACAAAACCAUCCUCCCCA
Messenger RNA from Antrostomus carolinensis (chuck-will's-widow), 604 nucleotides. Its product is annotated as tyrosine-protein phosphatase non-receptor type 7-like. The record is from RefSeq and is a predicted model, not a curated record. NCBI's taxonomy places the organism in Eukaryota, Metazoa, Chordata, Aves, Caprimulgiformes, Caprimulgidae. Gene Ontology annotation, biological process: protein dephosphorylation; signal transduction. Gene Ontology annotation, molecular function: protein kinase binding; protein tyrosine phosphatase activity. Gene Ontology annotation, cellular component: cytosol; cell junction; plasma membrane.